AGCCCACAUCCAGCAAGCAUCGCCAAGUGAUCGCAAUGAAAGCCUUUUGUGGAGUUUUGAUUUUCCUUAUCGUGCUAUCAGGUUCGGUCUCAGCGGACGAUGAUUUUUGCCCACGACAGUUUCGGGCGAAUGCCGCGUCGAUCGUGAAAGAUAUGCACGAGUAUCUCACACUGUUCCGAACGCUGGCGAUGUUCAAGCUUGAAGAAUAUUCCCUCGGCAAACACGCGAUCCCAGUCAUGAAUACCUUUUUCGACACGCUGCCACAGUAUACUAGAGAUUGUCACGCAGUAAGCAAAGGAGCCAAGAGUGGGUAUACGGUCCAAUUGUUCCUAACGGACUUGUCGUCGAACUUCGAGACAGUCGUGACUUUCUACAGAGAGCUGAGGGCUCAGAAAGACGCCAGCGGCAAGGAAGAUAGAUGUCUAUCCGAACACGUCAUCCAUUUCCUCGCGGACAACAAGGAUAUCGCGGACGCGCUGCUGUCAGUCCUGAAAAUGGUCAAUCGCGCGAGACGUGACGAGCUAUGAAUGGAUGGUCAUGCGUGACAGCACCCUCGCGAAAAGUUCUUCGUGCUCUGCGAGAAGGGGAUGGACGCAGCUCCGGCUUCCAAGCCGCCGCCCGUCUAAUGGGAUGAUACUGCCCAUCUAACAGCUGCCA
Messenger RNA from Galendromus occidentalis (western predatory mite), 657 nucleotides. RefSeq lists its product as uncharacterized. The transcript is spliced from 4 exons. The record is from RefSeq and is a predicted model, not a curated record. Bases 36 to 527 code for a protein of 163 amino acids. Lineage: Eukaryota; Metazoa; Arthropoda; Arachnida; Mesostigmata; Phytoseiidae.